UGUCAACUGAACUUUAAAGAUCAGACCGUAUGUAUCAAGUGUUGCCGAGUAGGAGUGCUGAUCUAGGAUCAGGUUCCCCUGGUAGGGCAAAACUGAUCCUAGAGCAGCACUCAUACUCUUUAGACACAUAACACAUACAGUACAGCCCCUGGUCCCUCCUGUCCAUGUAAUCUUAUGAAUUAUGAUUUUUUUUUUUAAGUCGAUCAGCACUCAGACGCUUGAUGCAUGCAGCAGCCCUAGAUCUGUGGGAAAUUGUUCAUGUAUAAUGCCGCAUCAUGCUUCAGUGACACUGCACAGCGACAGCGGACAUUUCAUUAAUACACCAGGGGGCGUCAAAAUACUUGUUCAUUUUGCACUUGAGCUUUUAAAUAGAUGGGUUGGUUGUUUAGCAACAAAACCAACGCGUGCGUGACUAUGGGACAAAAGACGGUUGGCUGAGCUAUGUAAACUAUAUUUCGUCUCCAAUGUUUUAAAUUAAUUUGCACUUGUCUCUCAAAUAAAUCGUUAUAGUUUGUUGAAUAGCUGGCGAUUUUUUUUUGUUGUUGCCAUAUUAGCAUUGACGUGAAAUCAGUGAAAAGAAGACAUGCUAUCAACAACAAAAUGAAACUAGCUGAAACGGGUCACUUGCGAUUCAACACAAGGGAAUUUCUUGCAUUUGUUGGUAGCUAUCUGUCCAUCCAGAAUCACAACAACUCGCGGACUUCUGCCACCGUUGAACUCGAGCUGCGUUUGCCUCCCUCUUGUGGCCCUGGUGGGUAGCGGUGCCGUGCGCGCAUCGGACGAGCCUGUGGCAAGUGCCUCCACCGAUUCUAGUGAGGAAAGGAGAAGCCAGCAAGCGUAUGCAGUUCCACCUUGUACACAGAUGGCCGUGUGACUCGUAUCUCGUCUAUUACGUACAUAAAUGAACGUCCUGAAGGUAUAUGCACGUAUAGGUUGUACAUGAUUAUCUCGCCACAACGAAGGGCUGACGGAGAACAAUGUCAUCAAACCAACGGAAAGGCAAGCAUCUUCAUGGCAGCACGUAGACAUACCGCCUGCUCUCAUAUAGACUGAGACUCGACGACUCGAGUGUGGAUUUUCAAGUUUGGAUUUACCAACAGGCAGCACUAAGGGGAAGCUUUAAAAGGAUAUCAUUUGAAAACGUCUCGUAUCUUGCCUAUUUUGAGGGAAUAUUGUUUUUAAACAAUUAAUGGCAAUGAAGUGCAAUUUAAAGGUCGCUUGAGCAACGUUUUUGAAAUAUUUUGGUUAGCUAUAGAGCUACAUAACAGGAAUAUACAUUAUAGGGCUUUAGCUAGCUUGUCUAUAAUACAUCCGAACGGACGUCAACGAGAUGAUACAUUUAGAAUUUACCUGAGGAGAUUCACCUUUUACACUUUGAAGGAGGGAUUUAUCCAGAAAAGGAGGAAAGGGACACCAGCUUCCCUCUCUCCCAGAGACUUGAAAGACUUUCCUCGGCCUGUGUGUGUGUGUGUGUGUGUGUGUGUGUGUGUGUGUGUGUGUGUGUGUGUGUGUAUAUAAGUUGGCAGAGGUGAAGCUUUAUUGAGGUACCCUCAGAAGGUGCAGGGGAAAGGCUAUGUACUUUAGGAGAUGGAGAGAAGGAAAGUAAGGAUCGAAAGUUAGUGUCGGUUGGGUGGAGAAAAGAAGCACUGUGCUGCUUAUCCAUUACCUCUGUAAAGACUCUAAAGAGAGGAGGAGGGAGUCUAAUCUAGUGGCAGGGCCCAGUCUCGUAGUCACCAGCAACACUGGAAGAACAGCAGCCAGAGAACCUAGAAGGUGGGUAAGAAGAGGACCACAAAAAGAGAGGAGAGACGGGGACUGAAGGAGAUCCAAAGGGUCGGAGGAGAGGACGGGGAGGAGGCAGCGGCGCAUCCCCAUGGCGACGGACCCUGGGGAACCCACAGGGACGGAGGACUCUUCGGAGAAACCUGUUGGCGCACGGGAGGAGGAGACGGACCAGGAGGGCAGCAGGAGGGAGAGGACACACAGCACCCCCUCAGACUUCCCCUCCUCCCAGACCCAGGAGAGGAGAACCGCAGAGGGAGGGGAGACAGGAGGAGGCGGCGGAAGGGGUGGAGGGCCCGGAGAAACCAGGGACAGUAAGGAAGUGGAGCCCCUGGCGGUUAGACCCAUGUCUCUCUCCACACCCUCGUCCCCGGCUGCGACUGCGGCGGCUUCAAGGUCAGGGGGUCACGGGCCGAGGCUGAGGAGAGAGAAGCGUUUCUUCAGGAAGAGUGUGGAGAUCUGUGAGGAGGACGAUGUGGUAGCGGAUCCCCCAGUGGUCUCCCACUCCGCCCCCCACCUGGACUCAGUCAUCACCCUCGGUGGCGCCCAGGCCGCUACCACCGCCUCUGCAGCCCUGGGACAUGACACGGCCAACAACGACCCAUCCAACCUCAGCUCCACCCAGGACCCCGGGGCCAAGGACACCCCCUCUUCCGCCCCACCCCAGACGGGGAAGGAGAGAGACAGGGAGCAGGAGGAGGAGGCAGAGAUGAAGGCCGUGGCAACCUCGCCGGGGGGGAGGUUUCUGAAGUUUGACAUUGAGCUGGGGAGGGGUGCCUUCAAGACCGUUUACAAAGGCCUGGACACUGAGACCUGGGUGGAGGUGGCCUGGUGCGAACUACAGGACCGUAAGCUGACCAAGGCGGAGCAGCAGCGUUUUAAGGAGGAGGCAGAGAUGCUGAAGGGCCUCCAGCACCCUAACAUUGUCCGUUUCUAUGACUCCUGGGAGUCAGUGCUGCGAGGGAAGAAGUGCAUCGUCCUGGUCACCGAACUCAUGACCUCGGGAACCCUCAAAACGUACCUGAAGCGUUUCAAGGUGAUGAAGCCCAAGGUCCUGAGGAGCUGGUGUCGUCAGAUCCUGAAGGGCCUCCAGUUCCUCCACACCCGGACCCCUCCCAUCAUCCACAGGGACCUCAAGUGUGACAACAUCUUCAUCACCGGCCCUACCGGCUCCGUCAAGAUCGGAGACCUGGGAUUGGCCACUCUCAUGAGGACCUCCUUCGCCAAAAGUGUCAUAGGUACUCCUGAGUUCAUGGCUCCAGAGAUGUACGAGGAACAUUAUGAUGAGUCUGUUGACGUCUACGCCUUUGGGAUGUGCAUGUUGGAGAUGGCCACCUCAGAAUACCCCUACUCAGAGUGCCAGAACGCUGCGCAGAUCUACCGCAAAGUCACCAGCGGUAUAAAACCAGCCAGCUUCGAUAAAGUCAACGACCCAGAGAUCAAAGAGAUCAUCGGGUGCUGCAUCCGCCAGGACAAGAGUCAGAGGCUGUCCAUCCGGGACCUGUUGACCCAUGCGUUCUUCGGGGAGGACACAGGGGUGCGUGUGGAGCUGGCGGAGGAAGACACGGGCUGUCAGGACUGCCUGGCCCUCAGGAUCUGGGUGGAGGAGCCAAAGAAGCUGAAGGGAAAACACAAAGACAAUGAGGCCAUCGAGUUCAGCUACGACCUGGAGAACGACAGCGCAGAGGAGGUGGCUUCGGAGAUGGUGAAGUCAGGCUUCUUCCACGAGAGUGAUGCUAAGGUGGUGGGUAAAUCCAUCCGCGACCGUGUCACGCUCAUCAAGAAGUCCCGUGAGAGACGCCAGCAGCAGCUGCUCCAACAGCAGCAAGGCUUUGAUGAGAGACGGGACUCCACCCUCACCUCCGCCACCUGCUCUCACCUCUCCUCCCUGGGGCCUGGGGUGGCUGGGCUGACAGGGGGAGGUGGAGGAGGGCAGGGGGAGGUUGAGGAGCUACCAGAGGUGGAUCAGCAUGUGAGGCAACAGCAGCAGAUCCACAGUGGGAAUCCUCUGAGCCUGCCCAAAGGAGGUGAGAGCAUUGGCUCAGCCAGCUGUGAAUCCUAUACCAGUGGCCAGAGCCAGGCAUACCCACAGCAAGGGGAGUCAUACGUGCUCUCUCAACCCAGCCUCCCUGCUGCUGCCUCGGUAAUUUUGGCCCACCACGAAAUGCUCCCGAUUGGUCAGAGCGGAGGAGUUCCGAACGUGCCUAUUGGUCAGAGUGGUGGGAUUUCCGCCAUGUGCAUUGGUCAAAGCAGUGGUGGGGCACCUGUUGGUCAGCAGACUUACGUUCAGCCCGUUGCUAUGGCAACGCAAGUUUCACCAGGUGUACCACAGCAGUAUUCUCAGUCAUACCAUUCAGAUGGAUCACAGAUCGCACCAAUGGCCCCUUCCCAGUCCUGCGCACCCCCAGUCUCGCCCCAAGCCCAGCUUAACAUUCUUCCAGCUCCCAUUUCAGUGGGAGACCCAACAGCACUAGUGGGGGUUGGUGGCAUGGAGGCCAUGGUCCCUCUCCCACAACAGACCCAGGCCAAUGUCACUCCUAACAUCAUGCAGGCCUCUGACAUCCAGAUGACACCCCAGCCUUUAACCCAGCAAGCACAGCCUUUCAUGAUCACCCAACAGCAGACCAUUGGUCAACAACAACAGAUACUGAUGGAGCCACAGCAGCAGCAAAUGGAGGCUCAACAAACCACCCUGCUUCAGCAGCAACAACCACACCAACAACAACAGGCCAAUGUAAUUCCCCAGAAGGCGGUACUGAUACAGCAACAUAUAGAGCAGCAGCAGCAGACUAUAGCAAUCCAACAGCAGCAAACUACUGAGCUUCAGCAGCAAGUGUAUGUGCAGCAAGCUUUGGUUCAGCAGCAGCAGCAAAUGCAACAGCAUCCUCAGCAGCAGGCCUUACUACCACAACAACAAUCAAUGGACCAACAGCAGCAACAACAACAGGCAUUGUCAUUACAGCAAGUGGAUCAAACCCAAGCCUAUGUGCAACCACCGCUAAACGACCUACAACAGCAGCAACAACUGCAACAGCAGCAAACAUUGUUACUACACCAGCAGCACCAGAUUGAACAUCAGCAACAACAACAAGCGAUGUUACUAGAACAACAACAGCAAGUGUACAUACAACAGCAGCUUGAGCAACAGCAGCAACAGGCGUUGCUACAAAAGCAACAACAGGCACGACUACAACAGCACCAACUGGAGCAACAGCAAGCGCUGUUACAACAGCAAAUAUUUGAGCAACAGCAGCAGCAAGCGAUGUUACAGCAGCAGCAACAAGAGCAGCAGCAACAGCAAGCCUUAAAGCAACAGCAACAACAGGCGCAACUACAGCAGCAACAGCUGGAGCAACAGCAAGCGCUGUUACAACAACAACAGUUCGAGCAACAGCAGCAGCAAGCGCUCCUACAGCAGCAACAACAACUGGAGGCUCACCAAGCGAGCCAGAUCCAACAACAACCAGAAAUGGAUCUACAACAGCAGCAACCACUGCAUCAACAACAGCAAGCUGUGCUGCAACCACCGACCCAACUACAACAACAUGCGGUCGUCAGUCAUCCAAUCGACUCACAGCAAGCUGUGCUACAGCAACAGUUGGAACAACAGCAAGCUCUGCUACAACAGCAACAGCUUCAGCAGCAACGAGCAGUUUUACAGCAGCAGCAAUUGGAGCAACAGCAACAACAGGCACAACUGCAACAGCAGCUGGAGCUACAGCAGCAGCAAGCUUUGUUACAACAACAGAUCGAACAACAACGGCAACAGCAGGCGUUGCUACAUCAACAACAAGCAGAGAGACUGCACCAACAGGCUUUGCUACAACAGCAGCAGCAACAGAUUCAACAACAGCAAGAGACUGGGCAACCGCAGCAGCAAACCGCCAAUAUUCAGUUACAACAAAGCGAGAAACAAGAGACCACUUUGAUUCAGCAACAAUGUGAGCAGUUGCAAGCUUUGAUUCAACAGCAACAAAUUGACGUGUGUUUGUUGCAACAACAACAACAACAGCAAAACACUGCUAUGUUUCCAGCUAGUCACACUAGCCUAACGCAGCAGCAAGUGACAGAACAACAGCAAGUAGCUCUGAUACAACAGCAACAACAACAACAACAGCAGCAGCAACAACAACAAGCUGUAUUACUGGAGCAACAACAACAAGCGUAUGUUGUCCAGCAACAACAGCAGGGCCAUCAGAGCUCUGUCGUUGAACCUCCGCCUCAGAUCCCCCUUGUAGCCCCAACCCUACCAGCAGCAGAGGUUAUACAGGCCAUGCAGGUCCAAGCUCAGAUGGCUGCCCAAGCCCAGGGUCAGGGAGCCAAACCUGUAGCCAUUCAGCCACAGAUUCCCAGCCAGGCUCCAUCGGCUGUAGUGCAAGCCCAUGCCCAAGUCCUGGCCCAGAUUCAAGCUCAGAAUGAAGCUCACCCUCAGAGCCAGGGCCAUUUCCCAGUCCCAGUACUCCAGGCCCAGCCUCCACUCAAAGCCCAGCCCCAGAUGAUCGAGGUCCAGAUUCCACCUCACGUGGUGGCCCCGAUCCAGGCACCAAGUCCUCCGAUCCCUAUCCAGUCCCAGGCUCCUCUAGUACAGGCUAUCCAUCAGAUCCCAGCUCAAAUACAGACCCAGGCUCCAGUGCAGUCACUCAUCCAGCAGACUCCCCAGCCUCUGCAUCCAACCCAAGCUUUGAAUCCGAUUCCAGCAGUUGUUGAGACUCAGAUGAUGCCUCCUAUGAGGCAGAGUCCAGCUCUGGCCCAACCCCAACCUCCAGUCUCAAUAACCCCCAUGCACAGCCAGAUCCAAGCCCAACCCCAGCACGAGUCUCCAGUGCAGCCCAGUGUUCAGCACCCAGGUCUAGCGCAGCCUCAACUCCGCCCCCAUGCUCCAGCUGUACUACUGGCACCGCAGUAUGUCACUACACCUCAGCCCACCCAACAGCAAGCCAUACAGCCAGUCCUGCAACAACAACAUCAGGACAUCACACAACAAGUUACCCAGCAACAGCAGCAGGUACUGUUGGAGCAACAGCAGUCCAUGGUGCAGUACCAGCAGAUGAUGCUGUCUCCUGGAUCUGUUGGUGUUGGAACUGUCAUGGCACCCCCUGCCUCCACAGUCAUAGACCCUACCACCUUGGUCUCUGCUUUGCCUCAACACAUACAACAACAGACUGGGCAAGUGUAUAACCAAGGCCAGCAGGUACAGCUACAACCACAAGUACAGCCUGUCCCACAGCCACAACAGCAGCAACUGCAAGUAACAGGAUGCCCAGCUGUGGUGCAGCCGUUAAACCAACACAUACCUCAGGCCCAGUCUAAAUCUAUGCUGCCUCAACCCAUUCCCAUGGAGCAAUACCAACAGCAACAGCUGGUGCAACAGGUUCCACAAGUCGUACAACAGAAACUCCCAGAGCAGCUUCAAGCUCAGACAACCCCACCCUCAAUUCAGCAGGCUCUGCAGUCUCAGCAAGUCUCAAUUCCCGACCCAAGUCAACUGGCUUAUCAGCUUCCUCAGAUACCCCCACAUCUGUUGCCCCAGCAGCCCACUGUUAACCCAGCACAGACAGCAUCCCCCAGUAACGUGCCCCAGCUCGGGACUCAGACUAGAGCACUACCCUUGUACAGUCAGGUAGUAGCAGGAGCAGGAGGUCCGCCACCAUCCCCCCAGCACCAAGCACAGCUGACACAGUCGCUACCCACCCACACACACACCCAGAUGGCCAUGCAAGCUCAGGCACACACCCAGACACUGGCCCAAGCGCAUGCCCACACCCAGACCCAGCUCGCUGAGGCCGCAUUGGCGGACUCCACCACCGAGCAACAGCCCCCUCUGAAUCCUCCCCAGGCUACUUCCCUCCAUCUUCCACAGAUGCCCCCCAGUCCUUCUCAUACAUCGUCUCACCCCCACCCUGCCUUUCUGCCACCCCUCCAUCCUGCUACCCCUGGCCCAGAGACCCAGCCCACCCCACCAGAGAGCCAACUAACCCUGUCUGGCCUGGCUGAUGUCCCCUCGGGCCCGACCUCUCCCCAGGCUGUUGCCGCCGCUGCCCAGCCCCUUGACUCUAACGCCCCCUCGCUGCUGCACCCCACCUCAACCUCGCUCCAAGACUGUGACCCUGCUCUACUGGGCAUUGCUCAGGAGAGUCCAAACCAGUCUGGCACAGAGAGACACUCCUCUUCAGGUGCUGUUCCAGCCAAUGGGGAUGGGGAUCUACAGAUGUUGUUAGCCAAUGGAAAACUAGAGAGGGUGAAGUCUCAGAGGAGAUUGUCCUAUCGGGGGGCAGAAAAAGGAUCACAUGCAUUUCAACUGAGUAUGAUCCAGGUGUCCGGCUCUGGGGACAACAUGGUGGAGUGUCAGCUGGAAACCCACAGCAACAAGAUGGUCACCUUUAAGUUCGACACUGAGGGAGACGCACCUGAAGACAUCGCAGAUUACAUGGUGGAGGAGGAUUUUGUCCUUGAGUCAGAGAAAGAUACAUUUGUGGAAGAGCUGAGGUCCAUUGUCAAGAGAGCUCAGGAAAUUCUCCUCGCACAUCAACAGACUGGAUCUAUGGAACAGCUGCAUGUGAGCACUCCAACAGGCACAGCAAUGGACUGGGCGCCUCAGUCGUCUCCGGUACGCAGAUGGAGGUUCUUCAUCAACCAGACCAUCAGACACAGAGACUCCACGUCCAGCCAGGGAGGAGCGUCCACCCCUCCACCUCUCUCGACCGGAGAGGUCAGGGUGCCCCAGUCUACAGACACUGACAGAGAGGGGGGCGGAGGAUCCCAGAGAUCGGACUCCUCCUUCGCUGGAAUGGUCUCCUCUCCUCCUCCCCGCUCCACGUCCACCCUGUGUGUCCCUGCCACCGCCUCCUCCCCCCCUGCCUCCACCUCCGCCUCCACCGUUUCUGCCCCUGCCUCCAUGUCUGCCCCCCCAGCCCCUGCUGCCCCCGCUCCUGACACGACUGCCUCUGCUGCCUCUGACAGUAGGGUUUCUGCCCUGACUUCUAGUCUCGCUAGUGCAGUUGUUGCCUCAGUCCCACACCCAGUCCCCGCUGCCUCGGCUGGUCUAGGCCUAGACCUGCAGGCUUCCAUUAACCAAACUUCCAGUGCCACCACAGCAACAUCCACCAUCCCAACCACCGCUGCCAACCUCCCAGUCCCUACCAUGGUAGCUGCUUCUGCCACCAUCGCACCCACUAACACCCCCUCUCCAACUGAAGCUCUGACCUCCCCAGCUACUAGUGGGGGCUCUAUGGUGAGCCAGGGCCAAGGACCAAGCCUGGGUGAUGUAGUAAAGGUGGUCACCCUAGGACAGUGUGUGUCUGGAGGGGACCACUCAUCCACUGGCUCAAUCCAACCUCCAGUGGCUGUGGCUGCAGCCGUGGCCUCUCCUCCUGUUAGCCGUGCCGGUCUGGAGCAGCAGCAACAAACUCUGCCUCAGAUGCAGUGCAUGGCAGCCCAGGCUCAGCCUCAGGUCCGGUUACAACAGCAACUCCAGACAGUGCAACAGGUACAGCAGCAGCAACCGCUCCUAGAACAACAACAACAACACCUGAAGACUGUGCAACUCCAACAGGUACAGCAACAACAGCAAGAGUACCAAGAGCAGAUACAACUGCAGCAGCAGAAGCAGCAACACGCAUUGCAACAAUCUAUUCAACAGUUGCAGAUGCUGCAACAACUACAGCCACAACAACAGCAGCAGUCUGAGGUACAUUUGCAGCCCCAGCUCAGUCACACAGAGCCGUUACAACAACAGUGUAUGUCCCUGCAAUCACAGACAGAGAUGUUGCCGCUGGCACUACAGCAACAGACUCUGCAAAUGCCUGUCCAAAUGCAGAAUGCAAAGUACAAUGCACAGUUACACAUGCAACAGCUACACCAGUUGCCACCACCACAGCAACAACAACCAGUCAUUUCACAACAACAGGCAGCGAUUGACUUGCAGCCACAGCAUCAGCAACAGUUAGCUCUGCAACAAGCACUGCAUAUUCAGCAGCAACAGCAAAUGCUCCAGCAACAGCAGCAACAGCAGCAACAACAACAACAGCAGCAGCAGCAACAGCAGCAGCAGCAACAACAACAACAGCAGCAGCAGCAGCAACAACAACAGCAGCAGCAACAACAGCAGCAACAGCAGCAGCAGCAACAGCAACAGCAACAGCAGCUGUCAGUGAACCAACAGUAUGUCCAACAACAAUCAGUACAGCCACUAAACAUGGCGCUGGUACAACAGCAAGCUCAACAACUCCCUCUAGAACCGACACAACAACUAGUACAGCAACAUCAGCAGCAGCAGCAACAACAAAAACAACAAGAGGUUAACCCUCAGCAGCAGCAGGUGCCCCAGCAGCCUCCUCUCCAGAAGCAGCCGUCAUUACAACAGUCAGAGUGGGAGAGGUCUACAGAGGAGGACAGUGUGACGGAGGAUACAGGCAGUCACUCUGCCCCUCUACACCCCUCCUCAGACGUAUCUCUGCCCCCUUUGCCCCUCAACAUUAACACAACCUCCGAUGCCCCCCUACCGCCCCUCACCCUGACCCCAUCCCCAGUCCAACCAUCCUCUGUGGCUGAGUCGGACAGCGAGGGCCCUCCCAAAAUCGAGUUUGUAGACAACCGCAUUAAGACUCUGGAUGAAAAGCUAAGGAACUUGUUGUAUCAGGAGUAUAGUAGUGGGGCAGCUGUGACGGGGGGAGCUGCUGUGGCUUCUACCGCAGGGGCCACCGCAGUGUCAGCAGCCUCCACAUCGGCAGGAGGGGAUGAAUCCUCGGAGCCGCACUCGCUCCAACCCUCCUCCUUCCCUCCUCCCGUGUUGUCCUCCUCAGACACCUCUCCUCACUCCUCCUCCUCCACCACCUCCUCCACCACCUCCCGCUCCUCCUCCACCUCUCCUGACCUGGAAAGGGGGAGAGGAGUGGGGGAGGAGGCUCCACCAGCAAGCCCGGUGGAGCAGCAGCCCGGCCCAUCUCUCUCCUCCGCCUCCCUUGCCUCCUCCCUCCUUGCCUCCCCACACGGAGACUCGGCCGGGCCCCCGCCUAUCCCUGGACAACCCACCGUUUUUGCUGCCCCCCCUCACUCUGACACCAGUACCCCAGGAGAAGUCACUACGUGGCCCCCAAAUCUGCACCCCAUCCCCCUGGGCCCUGGAUCGCCGCCACAGCACAAUGCAGGAGGUGGAUAUUUUGGCCUAAACCUGACAUGUCCUAGUAUCAGAAAUCCCGUUAGCAAGAAAUCCUGGACUCGCAAAUUCAAAAGCUGGGCGUACAAACUGCGCCACUCCGCAAGCUUGUUCAAGAAGCCCAGAGUCCAGCAAGACUGUCACUCUAGUGGCAGUCAGGCAGUCAGAGAGGAGAGAGAGGGCGCUUCCUCCAACCCUCUCCACUCACUCAAGGGACGAUUUCAGGUCACCCCAGUGCCCCAGCCCCCUGAGGCCUCUCCCCCCAAGGAGGCAGCCUGCGGUACGGGCAGCAGCCACAGGAAAGUGGGGCGCUUCUCUGUGACCCAGACGGAGGCCCAGAAAGAACUGACGGACAGCUCCCCUGUGUCUCCUGACCUGGAGAGAGAGAGGAGGAGGACCCGAGGGAAGGAGGGAGAGAGGGAGGAGGGGAAGAGGACUCCAGCACUGAGCCACCCACCCCGAGGACAUGGUCACGGGCAUGGUCAUUCUCCCCUGGGCAGUAGCGAUGAUGAGGAGAGUGAGAUGGAGGAUGAAGACCUGAGGAAGGAGCUGCACACGCUGAGAGAGAAGCACAUCAAGGAGGUGGUGUCCCUCCACACUCAGCAGAACAGAGAGCUCCAGGAGCUGUACAGACAGCUGCGCUCCCUCAAAGACCACCGGCAAACCCUGCCCCGCACCCCACCCUUCCCCUCAGGGUCCCCAGCCCUCUCCCCCCGCAGGCCCAGGCCGGCCAAAGCCAAGCUCCGGCCCAGACCCCACUCCCACAUGGACAACAAUGGACUCGCUGGUCACCCCGGUAUACAACAGUCCAGUAGUUUCUCAGGGGGAGAACAGAGAAAACUGCCGCCAUACUGCAACCCAGAACAAACCACCCUACUGACUACCAAAAGAGACCACAGUCCUCCCUCCCAGGGUGCCAGAAAGAGCAUGUUCACAGAUGACUUGCACAGACUGGUUGAUGAUUGGACGAAGGAGACAGUGGGUCCCGCCACUCCCAAGCCCUCGCUCAAUCAGAUCAAGCAGAUUCAGCAGGUGCAGGAGUUGGGAGGGUGGCCACAGGCCACAGAGGUGGCUCCUCCUGGUUGGUUCCCUGUGGCGCCACUGAACCCCCAGGCCUCUCCAGCCCCCUCCAGCCUCACUGCUCCAACCCCAGCUCAGUACACCACUGGGGGGAGCCUGAGCCAGUGGAGCGGGGUGGGGGGACCACCAGGACCCCAACAACAAACACACAUGCCUCCAGUCCCUCAGCUGCAGCAAAGUUUACAUCUCCAGCAAGCCCAGCCUACUCACCCAUUACAGAUACAGCCCCUAAUCCAGACUCCACUACUGUCUCAGUCCCUGUCUCCCGUAGAGCCACAGACAGGGCAACAACAGAUACCCCAGCAGCCCCAUUUAGGUGUAGUAGCCCCACCUCCGAAUCAGAAUAAACCUCUGUUGCCUUCCCAGGUGUCCCCGUCGUCUCAGUUGGCCCUAGCUCAGCCUGAGUGUCUGAUUCCUGGGUCUAGCAACAAUGCGGUAGUGGAGCCCAUAGACACUGGCGCUGCUCCUGCUGCAUCUGCCCCCGGUGGCCCCGGGGGGACAUUGUGCUUCUGCUCCUCCUCCUCUUCCUCCUGCUCCUCCUCCUGCUCUGCUGCUGCUCGACCAUCCAGUGCCAAACUUCACCCCACGCCCCCAACCUCCACUCUUCCUCUGGGACAGCAGUAAAAAGAAAAUGAGAGGGGAAGAGUGAGUUGGAUUAGGAUGGAACGAGGGAAGUAGAAAAAAAGAUGGAGAUGAUGGAUGUGCAAAAACCAUGAAAGUUUGAGAGUGUUUAUGUUAUGAGAGGUAACGUCUGACAAUGACAAAAUGGACGCCAUUAUAUUUGUAAAGAUGAGAUGGGAAGUGAAUGUGAGAGAUGGUUGAGUCUAUGUAGACAGAGUAUGUAGAGACAGAGGGCAAUAUGGAACUGUGGGGGGGGGUCAUGAUACUGGUGUGUUUGAGAUGUACAAAAUUAGGUACUGUGUGUAUUUGUGUGUGUGUGUGUGUGUGUGCGUGUUUGUGUUGACAUUGAUUUCCUCAGUACAUAUUCCUUGUGUGUUUUGACACCAAGUAACAGCCAUGUUAUUUUUAAAAUCCAACUAAGUUUGACCCAGAACUCUUCCUCCCAAGCUGAGACAUGAAGGAACACAAAACAUUCACAUUAUUAUGCAUUGACAUAUAUUUUUUGUUGUUUUUAUUUGUCAAUGCUUACUUAUAUCGAAAAGGACUAUGAAUUUUAAAAGUGCAAUUAGUAACUGUCAUCUAAAUUGUAUCAUCCUGUGAUGUCCUGAUUUUGUCUGUGGUGGCGUUUAACCAAAUCAUUUUGUAGAAGCACGUUAACAACCAACCAAACAUUUACGCAUUAACUGACCUCUUACAGUAUAGCACAAAUGUUUCAACAGGCUACCAAUGAGAUAUAAAGUAGGUGCAACAACAGCAUGUUACAGUAACACCACAGAGCAUGGUAAUAGUGGUGCUACCUGGCUAUUAUCACUACCACAAUGCCACUAAGCACACUGUUGUACAGUGUAGUGCACGGGCAAGGCAUGUACUUUGUGGAUUAUAAUUUUUUACAUUGAUAAAAAGUGUCAAUCAGUAGAUUAAAGAAGAUUUUAAAUAACAUGUUGAGUAACAUGAUGAAAUUGUGAUCAAUAUAUGCUGAUAUUUUGAUUUAAUUGAUGAAUAUGUUCAGUGAGCUUUCAUUGAAUAAACACUCAUCAAAACACUAAGACUGCAUGACCUUACGGCUACAAUGUACCUUGACUUGUCUGCAAUCUGCUUGCACUUGUGCUUAUAUUUCUCACGUCUGCUGCUGUGCACAACAACAAACUGAGGUAAUUUAUUGAUCAGAAAUAAAUCUGUUUUAUUUGAGCUAGAAUCAAUUUGUUUUAGGGAAAUGUUGAAUUUCCUCACUACCAAUCGCUACCCUGCAUAUCAAAGGUGUCAUACAAGGAAAACUGAUAAGAAAACAAACUGCCAAGUCAUUUUAUGGAAUGGGGAAACCAACUGUAUAUGGGCUGUCCUCAUAUUGCCUUUUAGAAUUUAUACUUUACUGUGUGUGUGUGUGACUGUUUUCUUUUGUGUGACAAAAGCUUUGUAAUAUUGCUGCACUGCAUCACAAAUCGAAUCCCCACUACUUCCAUAAAAGCAGACUCUCACAUUAGUUGUUACUGUACCAGAUUGUUUACCUAUAGAGCCCAUCAUGUAUUGGUUCUGUCCCUCCUCAAGACGUCAAAGAAGUCAGUUAUGUGAGUGGCGCUCGGACCCAUAAAGUCCAUAGUUAUACGGUGCGUCCCAAAUGGCACCCUAAUCUUGUAAAGUAGGGUACCAUUUGGGACAUGGCUUUAGGGCUCCCGAGUGGCGCAGCGGUCUAAGGCACUGCAUCUCCGUGCUAGAGGUGACACUACAGACACCCUGGUUCGAAUCCAGGCUGUAUCACAACCGGCUGUGAUUGGGAGUCCCAUAAGGCGGCGCACAAUUGGCCCAGCGUGUCAUUGUAAAUAAGAAUUUGUUCUUAACUGACUUGCCUAGUUAAAUAAAGGUUCAAUUAAAAAAGUGUAAUUAAAAAAAAUUGUUGUUAGACAGCAUUGUGAGAGCCUCACUGGGCUAUUUGUCAAGACAGAGUACUUUUUCUGGAUUUAAUUAUUAGUGAACAUUUUUGUCCUUAACAAGUUAUUUUACGUGUGAAUUACUCUUUUGUAAAUUCGACUAGAAGGAUCUGUUAAGUGCUGCAUGAACACAGCAAAAGGUUUACUGACUUCCAUUUCUCAACUUACUCCAGUGAGUGACAGAUACAGGGAUGCACAUGGGAAAUGAGAUACAGUACAAUCAUCAUUGCAUUUAGCUAUACAUACAAAUUUGACCAUUGAUAAAUACAUUUUCUGAAAGCUUACUUGGUACUAUAAGUUUUAUAGUUAAUGCAGUAUUUCUGUUUUUAUUUAAAUGUAUAAUGAUAGAGAGUUUUUCCCACAGCAAAGAGAGCAUAUGUGAAAGACUGCUUAAAAGUGAGCUGAAAACUACUGAAAGUGGAAGGAGGAAAAACAAAACAUUCAAAUUCUUUUUGGGGAGCUAAAACAGUUGGUGCUUAUAGUUGUUCACAAACUAAACACUUUACCAAUUGCAUAUGAAUAUAUAGUUUAACAUAAUGGUUUUCAGUAUUUAUGUUUUAUUUUUAUGAGACAACCCACAUUUUCACAGUAAUAUAGUUUAAUAUUAUUAGUAGAGGGGAGGAAGUUACUGUGCUGUCAAGUCAAUACUAACAUGUUGACCAUAUGUCACAGCUUUGAUGAUAUUCAUGAAAAGGAAAUGUGGAACUCGCCCUGAUGUGUUACCAAAAUGUAAUCUAAAGGAAAAAAAUAUUAUUUUUGUAUUUUGAAAUGGGGUUGUACAAAAUGUAAAGUCGUGUUCUUCUGAUCAGUAUUUUAAAAUAUAUCUGAGGUUAUCUGACACUAGAAACAUUGCUUCUUAUCUCUGUUGGAGUCCCCCCAGGAUAUAUUCUAUUCCUCUCAGACUUUGUGUUGAAACAGAGUAAUAGCUACAUCAUGUUUCAAUUGUGAGAGGUUUUGUCAGUAUGGUUCUAAUCAUAGAGAUAUACUGUAUCAACUUGUUUUUAUCUCUACAGAAACUUGAUUCACUGGACAAACAAUGAAACACCGUCAAGAGGUAGGCCUAGACUACCUUUAGGCCAUUGGGCUCAUCUAACACACACUUGUCCUGAUAUUACACCUGACUGAGAACCAAUGAUUUAGAAGGACAUUUAAAUACAAAAACCUAGAAAUAAAACAUAUGUUUCUGGUGAUUUAACCUCUGUAAUAUUGUAACUAAUUCAAUUGUUGAUUUUAUUUAUGUUUUUGUAACUAAUCAAAAUAAAUGGUGUUAAACAUCAAACUGUU
Messenger RNA from Salmo salar (Atlantic salmon), 15846 nucleotides. It is a transcript of the gene wnk3, whose product is annotated as WNK lysine deficient protein kinase 3. Gene Ontology annotation, biological process: protein phosphorylation. Gene Ontology annotation, molecular function: ATP binding; protein serine/threonine kinase activity. The record is from RefSeq and is a predicted model, not a curated record. Lineage: Eukaryota; Metazoa; Chordata; Actinopteri; Salmoniformes; Salmonidae.